This is a messenger RNA of Daucus carota subsp. sativus, 3465 nucleotides long. RefSeq lists its product as uncharacterized. The coding region runs from base 314 to 2854 and encodes 846 amino acids. Lineage: Eukaryota; Viridiplantae; Streptophyta; Magnoliopsida; Apiales; Apiaceae. The record is from RefSeq and is a predicted model, not a curated record. The transcript is spliced from 11 exons.
GCGGGCUUUCUGAAAAUAUAGUUAUAGACUUAUAGUGUGCGAUAAUUUUAUUCGAAUCGAAAACUCAAACAUUUGGGAAAUACAGUGAAGUGGAUCGACAAACAACGUGUGGCAUCUUGUUCAUCUCAAACACACUGCGGAGAUCAUUACAACAUCUACAUAUGAACGCACAUUCAUAUAUACAAGACAGUGUUGAUUACAACCCCGAUUUCAAUUCUAAUUUCUAGGGUUUAAUCAAACAACUGGAUCUUAACUCAAGUUACUUGCUUUUGUACUAAAGAUCCGAUUCAUCUCCGAUCAGAGUGGAAGGACGAUGAAUUUUCUGAAUCUGCGGUCCAAUAGUUUUAUUUCAACUUCAGAGCAGCCGAAGCAGAAAGCCGAGCAGGAAAUUCAGACAAGACCAACUGGAACUUUGGAGGGACUUAUUGAUGAAGAUCCAUUCCCCCCUACUCCCCCCCCUCCGGUGCACAGAGCGGGAUUUAAUUCCAGUUCCAGAUUUGGUGCUGCCUUAAGUGCGAAUAGUAAUACGGCGGGUGCGGAGAAUCAUGUCGAUGUUACUGAAGAUCAAGGAUGGAUCACUAUUCCUUAUAAGGAACUACCUGAAAAUUGGAUGGAAGCACCAGAUAUACUGUCAUUUGAAUCUUUGGACCGCAGCUUUGUUUUUCCAGGUGAACAAGUUCAUGUUUUGGCAUGUUUGUCUCCAUAUAAGCAUGAUACAGAAACCAUCACUCCAUUUAAAGUUGCUGCAAUGAUGAACAAAAAUGGUAUCGGACGAAUCCCAAAGAUAGAAAAUGGGAAAAUUGCAGAUGAACCAGAAAACGUUUCAAGUAGAGUGGAGGUAACUUCUGAUGGUCAUGAUAAUGAUCAGAAUGGAGUUGGACAAUUUGAUUUCAAAAAGGAUGCUUCUCAUGGUGAAUCCCUUCUUAGAAUGGAAAAUCAAAAAAGACAGACUGAAACUUUGCUUCAAAGUUUUAGGAACUCUCAUUUUUUUGUCCGAAUAGCGGAUUCGCAUAAAUCACUUUGGUCCAGGAGAAGAGAAUCAGGUGCAUCGGCAGAAUCUUCUUCAGCAACUGAAUCUUUUGAUGGCGCAGAUAUAAGAAAAACAGAAAAGAAAACCUCUUUAAGUGCAUCUGUAGAUAGAGGAGGUUUUGAUGCCAGCUCUUCCGGGGGAAUGGCCAGAAAUAGUAUCGAGUGUUGCGCUCUUUCCAAUGGAGAUAUAGUGGUAUUAUUACAGGUGAAUGUUGGUGUUGAUUUGUUAAAAGAUCCCGUCCUGGAAAUUCUUCAGUUUGAGAAAUAUGAAGAGAAAAGUCUGAGUCUUGAGAAACCGAAAAAUGUGGUGCCUGCAAAUGAGGAUCCCUGUGGAGACUUACUGAAAUGGUUGCUUCCUUUAGAUAAUUCCAUUUCUCCUCCAUCUCGGCCAUUAUCUCCUCCUCCUCCUUCCUUGAGUUCCAGUUCAAGUAUACGUACCACAUCCUCAAGGCCCAACUCAUCAGCGUCAUCUACGUCACAGAUGUUUUCUUUUGGAAACUUCAGAAGUUAUUCAAUGUCGGCACUUCCGCCAAAUAACCCUCCACCUCCUACUGUAGCCCCUAAUCCAAAGCCAAACUUUGAUACUGAGGAUUGGAAUCAAUUUUCAUAUAAGAGUUUUGGGAAACCGGACAAUACUGGUAAUGAAGGUCUUUUAUCUUUUAGAGGAGUAUCAUUGGAACCUGAAAGAUUUUCUGUAUGUUGUGGAUUGGAAGGCAUUUAUAUCCCAGGAAAUAGGUGGAGGAGAAAAAUUGAGAUAAUCCAACCUCUUGAGAUCCAUUCUUUUGCUGCUGAAUGCAAUACAGAGGACCUUCUGUGUGUCCAGAUAAAAAACGUUUCUCCCGCACAUACACCAGAGAUCAUGGUUUAUUUGGAUGCUAUUAUGAUCAUAUUUGAGAAGGCAUCAAAAGGCGGACCUCCUUUAUCUGUACCAAUUGCAUGCAUCGAGGCCGGCACUGACCAUUGUUUGCCUAAUCUUGCUCUCAGGAGGGGUGAAGAACACUCUUUCAUUCUCAAACCGGCGACUUCAAUGUGGAAGACUCUCAAGGUUCCUAGUGAGAAAAAUACCCAGCCCUCUCAUUCACGCACUGGAAGUGUAUCAACAAGUUUUCAGCAUCCAAACAAUGUUGAUCAAACUGCUUCAAAUAACGAUCAAUAUGCAGUUCUAGUUUCAUGUCGGUGCAACUAUACUGAAUCAAGGCUUUUCUUUAAGCAGCCAACUAGCUGGCGACCUCAUAUUUCAAGGGAUGUUUUGAUCUCUGUUGCAUCCGAAAUGUCGAAGCAAACUCUUGUAUCAAAUGGAAGAGUCCCUCAACUUCCCGUUCAGGUGUUGACUCUCCAAGCUUCAAAUCUGACAUCUGAAGAUCUAACGAUGACAGUUCUUGCUCCGGCCUCAUUUAUGCAUCCUCCCUCUGUACUGUCCUUGAAUCCCUCUCCAAGAUCACCAUUGAGUCCAUAUGUUGGUUCUUCAGGGUUCGCUGGCAGAUUUCAAGAGACGAGUUCACUUCCAGUUGAGGUGGAAAUUCAGAAGUCUAUUGGUGAUGGUGGACCAUCUUUUAUUUCCAGCGAGCAACUCUUUGCGAUGUCUGAUGUAUUGCCAAGGGGUGAUUUGGGUUGUACACACUUGUGGUUGCAGAGCAGAGUCCCAUUAGGAUGUGUUCCUGCUCGAUCCACAGCAACAAUUAAGCUUGAGCUAUUACCAUUAACUGAUGGCAUAAUCACGCUAGAUUCAUUACAGAUCAAUAUUAAGGAAAAAGGUCAGACUUAUAUUCCUGAGUAUUCUUUGAAGAUAAAUGCAACGUCCAGCGUCGCCACAGGGAUCAAAUAGAAAUUGUUGAUUUCUGGUAUACUGACAUACAUAUGCUGAAGUUGCAGACGCCAGUGGGAUAUCUAAGGUCGUUAACAACAAUAUCGGCUAUCUUGGUAUUGAAAAUUUGGUUGGGUGUAUUACAAUGUUUACUUGAAGGCUUAAAGGAUACCGUUUGCUGCUUGGGUAGUAGACUAUUGUAAAUGUGGCGCAACUUUGAACUUCAAAAGCUCAGUGUAGCACAUGCCUUAUAGAUAGAGAGAGGGUAGUAAAUCUUAUAUCAGCCGAUGUCAAAUACAGCACUAUACCUUGUUUUGUAAACCAUAAACUACACCACCAAUUGUUUUAUAGGAGGCUUGUAAGGAAGAAUAGUUGGGCGUUUAUCUGUUUUACCGAUAAACUGGCUGAAUUUGAAAGUUUGUGCUAGACGCUGUUUGGGAGCCUGAGGAUAAUGUUAAUUGUUUGGAAGUGCAUCCCACUGUGACUGCACUAGAUCUGGUUAAAUAUGCUUGGACAUAUUUGAUGAAGUUUGGAGCUGUCCUGUAUCAGGUUCAAUAUAUUUGGACAUUGUUGCUGAAUUUCAUUGUUGUUUGUUGACAGCUUUCAUAAAUCAUAAUGCAUUUUUCUCAACA